Thrips palmi is the source of this 991-nucleotide messenger RNA. RefSeq names its product translation initiation factor IF-2-like. The record is from RefSeq and is a predicted model, not a curated record. NCBI's taxonomy places the organism in Eukaryota, Metazoa, Arthropoda, Insecta, Thysanoptera, Thripidae. The coding region runs from base 116 to 670 and encodes 184 amino acids. The transcript has 3 exons.
GCCCUGCUUCCUCCAGUCGCGCGGGACUCCUCUCCGACGGCGCAGCGCUCCGACACUUUUAGAGACGCCCGGCCCCUGCAACGCCCGCACCGCCACCACCUCCUGCACUGCCAACAUGCAGCCCCUCCUGAGAAUGGCGCUCCUGGCGGCGCUGCUCGUCGCCACCGCAGACGCCCUCUUCACGCCGCGCUGCCUCUGGAGCGGGCUGCUGGGCGACCUGGGAAGCAGCGGGGAGAGCGACGAGCGCUGGGUCCGCGACACUGCCUUCAGGACCAAGGACUCGAGGGUGCGCCGCUUCCUGUGGACAGACCGCGACGUGUGCGACUGGAUGUGCAAGGGUGACUACGGCUCCGAGGUGCGGGAGGUGUGCAGCCGGUGCUGCCCGGGCUCCCAGCCCUCCUCCACCUCGCGACGACCGUCCUCGACAGCGUCCACGCCACCCUCCACCAGCCGUGCGCCGAGGAGCACCGUAGAGGACGGCACCACCACGUCGCAGAGCACACCCGCUGCGUCCGCCGGAACGCCCGCUGCGUCCGCCGGAACGCCCGCUGCGUCGGCUGGAACGCCCGCUGCGUCGGCUGGAACGCCCGCUGCGUCCGCUGGAACGCCCGCUGCGUCGGCCGGAACGCCCGCUGCGUCCGCUGGAACGACGGCUGCGUCGGCUGCGUAGGCCGGAACGCCCGCUGCGUCCACCGGAACGACCGCUGCCGCGGCUCGAACGCCUUGAUUCGCGCCAUCUACGACUGGGUGGACUGGGUCCUGCUUGCUGACGAUCCUUUCCUGGAUCGCGGCGGCGACUGUGGGCGCAAUGACCAUCUCCUACCGGAGGCGAAAUUUAUCACGGCCGGCUGGAGCUCCACUGUGACGCUCUCAUUUAUAUUUUUUCACUAACCCUAUUUUUCUUGCGAUUAUAAAUCUUGUAAUUGGCUUUUACGCCUGGGACCUAUGCUCUCCAGCUUAGGGACGAAAUAAAAACUACUUAUUUACAGAA